Magnolia sinica is the source of this 2459-nucleotide messenger RNA. RefSeq names its product L-type lectin-domain containing receptor kinase SIT2-like. Gene Ontology annotation, molecular function: protein kinase activity; carbohydrate binding; ATP binding. Gene Ontology annotation, cellular component: plasma membrane. Bases 71 to 2062 code for a protein of 663 amino acids. Lineage: Eukaryota; Viridiplantae; Streptophyta; Magnoliopsida; Magnoliales; Magnoliaceae. The transcript has a single exon. The record is from RefSeq and is a predicted model, not a curated record. Gene Ontology annotation, biological process: protein phosphorylation.
ACAAUAAUACACUUCUUUAGGGAGCUACCAAAGCAUCAAAAUCCACGAAAACCAUUGUAAGCUUUCGGCCAUGUUUUCUAAAUAUCUAACGUGGUUUCUCCUGAUGAGAAUUGCAGCUUCUGAAGGCGAUGACUAUUUCAUUUACAACGGAUUCCACGGUGCUAAUUUGAGCCUGGACGGUGCGGCGGAUAUCACGUCUGAUGGCGUCCUCCGGCUCACCAAUUCCACAGAUCAAAAGGGCCUUGCUUUCCACCCCAUUCCCCUUCGAUUCAAAUCUUCACACGGUGAAACUCAAUCUUUCUCUACCAAUUUCGUCUUUUCAAUCUUGCACCACUAUCCGAAUUUGAGUGGCUGUGGGGCCAUCUUCGUGAUCUCACCUUCAAAAAAGUUUCUAGAAGGUAAAGUGGGCAAAUACAUGGGCAUCUUCAAUGAGAUGAACAAUGGAAAUUUGUCAAAUCACAUAGCUGCCAUCGAGCUUGACACAGUCAAUAAUCCAGAAUUCAAUGAUAUCAAUAACAACCAUGUUGGAAUCGACAUCAAUGGCUUAGAUUCCAUCAUGUCCGCACCAGCAUCUUACUUUAGUAAUAUAAGCCACAGGUUUGAGAAUCUAAGCCUUAUAAGCGGAGACCUGAUGCAUAUUUGGGUAGAAUACAAUGGUCUCCAAAACCAACUCAAUGUAACAUUAUCUCCUAUUGGCUUACCUAAACCUGAUAUUCCACUCUUGUCAAAGAUGGUGGAUCUUUCAUCGAUUGUGUUAGAUAACAUGUACAUAGGUUUCUCUUCUUCAACCAAGCUGUUUCAAUCAUAUCAUUACAUCUUGGGAUGGAGUUUUAAGAUGAAUGGUCAAGCUCAGGCCCUUGAUCUCUCACGCCUUCCUAAGCUUCCACGGAUCAGACGCAAAAAGAAAUCGAAGCUUUUAACAAUUGGGUUACCUGUAAUUAUACUACUUUUCACGUUAACGGCCAUCUCGGCCAUCGGACUCAUCUUGAUAAGGAAAAUCAAGUUCGCAGAAAUUCUAGAGGACUGGGAACGUGAAUUCGGGCCGCACCGGUUCUCAUACAAGGAUCUAUUCACGGCGACGAAGGGCUUCAAGGAGAAAGAGCUUCUUGGGGUCGGGGGUUUUGGAAGGGUUUACCGAGGAGUUUUACCGGCUUCAAAGAUUGAAGUGGCUGUGAAGAGAGUCUCUCAUGAAUCUCGACAAGGGAUGCGUGAAUUCAUAUCUGAGAUCGUGAGUCUGGGCCGUCUUCGUCACCGGAACUUGGUGCAACUUCUCGGCUAUUGCCGGCGAAAGAAAGAGCUCCUACUGGUCUAUGAUUUCAUGCCCAAUGGAAGUCUGGACAAGUUCCUCUUUGACCAUCCAAAUUCAAUGCUGACAUGGAUUCAAAGGUUUCGGAUAAUCAAAGGAGUAGCUUCAGGGCUUCUCUACUUACAUGAGGAAUGGGAGCAGGUGGUUCUUCACAGAGACAUCAAAGCCAGUAAUGUUUUAUUAGAUGGGGAGAUGAACGGUAGAUUAGGUGACUUCGGACUUGCAAGAUUGUACGAUCAUGGGACCGAUCCACGGACGACCAACAUGGUGGGGACCUUCGGAUAUCUUGCACCGGAGCUGACUAGGACUGGGAAGGCCACCACAAGCACUGAUGUGUUUGCAUUUGGAGCUUUCAUGCUCGAGGUUGCUUCUGGGAGGAGGCCCAUCAAUCCCAAGUCGUCAGAGGAUGACGUGAUUUUGGUCGAAUGGGUGUCGGAAUGGUGGAGGAGAGGGACGAUACUGGCAGCGGCAGAUCCAAAACUGGGAGAUGAGUAUGAGGUAGAGGAGAUGGAGUUGGUGCUAAAGCUUGGAUUGCUGUGUUCGCAUCCGUUGUCGACCAUAAGGCCGAGCAUGCGGCAAGUAAUGCAGUUUUUGGACCACGAGCUGAUCUCAUCGGACGGUUUGGGUGCGUCGAUCCUGGAGUUGGGUCAUUAUAAAGGGUCCGAUGAUCUACUGUUAUCAUAUCCUUCUUCUUUAGCACAGGGGUUCGAAAGCACAUCAUCGGUCUCAGGAUCGGUACUGUCCGGUGGUCGUUGAUGGACGAUGGUAGGAACUAGGAAGUUACAUGAUGGUGUGAGUUUUGCUAUCCUUUCAUGAACCAGUAGCAUUGCUAGGAGGCUGGAAAAGGAGAGAGCGACGUUAACCAUAAAGCAAUGACGCGACUAGUUAAAGGAAGCUUCGCGGGGGAGGUGGUACGCUUUCUUUGCCUUCCUCUUUUUUAUUAUUUUAUUAUUAUUUUUCUUUUCUUUUAAAUAAGAGGAAACCACGAUCCGUAGAUUUCAUAAAUGCAAGGCUUGUAGUAUGAAUUUGAAAUCUGAAUCUAUAGUUGGAAUAUGAACCUCGAGAACCAGUGAAUGUAAAAUAACUGGUCUGUUAACUAAAGUCUCACAUGUUUGAAAUACGUUAAUUUGACAUAUUUACCCAUGAUUGAAUC